AAACUAUGUUUUCAUUCUGCUUAUAUAAUUACGUUACCCCGAAACAUUGCAUAUGAUUUGAAUUGAAAAAUGGGUGCCAUUUUGUCUGCUCUGGGCGUCCCAGAACCAAAACUGUCACUACAACCUAAGAAAAUCGUGGUAGGUGUUUUAUUCGGCAAUCAAAUAACCUCGGCUUAUUUAUUAAAUGUUUUAAUUUGGAUAUUUGUUGUUUUAAUGAUAAUUCUACUUGAAUUUGGUGUUAUACCUUCAGUACAACAAGGUUUUUACUGUGAGGAUCCCGUAAUAUCACACAAAUACAGACAAGAAACUAUAUCUCCAGUGACAUUAGGAGUAACAGCCUUUUUAUUACCAACCAUCAUGGUCCUUUUGACGGAAUUCCUCGUAACUGAGUCUAUUAAAAACAUCAAUAUAUACAGUGUGGUUUUUUAUGAAAUUGAAUGUUUAGUGGGAGUAACUAACACGUUGUUUAUAACUUCUAUAGCUAAAGUAUUAGUCGGCGAACACAGGCCUCACUUUUUGGAUAGUUGUCAACCGAAUACGGCUAAAAAUUGUACUGCAGGACAAUUUAUACCAAAUUUUAUUUGUACCAAUGAAAAUCUUGCAGUUAUUGAUAUAGUUGAUGCUUCGUUGUCUUUUCCUUCCGGACAUUCUUCUAUAUCAUGGUUUAUUGGUAUUUUCACAUCGUAUAUAAUACACAGUAAAAUGCCUGUGGUAAACGCUGGUUAUAUCACAAAACAAUUUUUUAUUUGCAUAUGUAUCACGUGGUCAUUGUUAUGUUCACUUUCGAGGAUUACCGAUAGGCGACACCACUGGUGGGAUGUGCUAAUAGGCAGUAUACUCGGAAUAGGAUUUGCAUUUUAUAGCAUCAGAAUUAUAAGAGAAAAAUUGCGUGAUCGUAACACUCAAAUUUGUAGUAUAUGCUUAGAAAGACGUAUUUCGUUAGCGAAUAAAAAACAAAAUUUUCCAAAUAUUCACGAUAGUUCAUAGUAAACAAUUUUAACAAACGUGUUAUUUAUAUUUUUAAUGCUCAAAAAUAUUCGUUAAAAUUUUAUGUAUUACAAGUUUUUUUUAUUGUAAUUAUUUCAUCGGUUAAUACACGCUUAU
Diorhabda carinulata is the source of this 1104-nucleotide messenger RNA. RefSeq names its product phospholipid phosphatase 2-like. Bases 70 to 987 code for a protein of 305 amino acids. The record is from RefSeq and is a predicted model, not a curated record. Gene Ontology annotation, molecular function: phosphatidate phosphatase activity. Gene Ontology annotation, biological process: phospholipid metabolic process; phospholipid dephosphorylation; signal transduction. The transcript is spliced from 3 exons. Lineage: Eukaryota; Metazoa; Arthropoda; Insecta; Coleoptera; Chrysomelidae.